Salvelinus fontinalis (brook trout) is the source of this 2459-nucleotide messenger RNA. RefSeq names its product ras-related protein Rab-34-like. Gene Ontology annotation, molecular function: GTPase activity; GTP binding. The coding region runs from base 514 to 1314 and encodes 266 amino acids. Gene Ontology annotation, biological process: phagosome-lysosome fusion; endocytosis. The transcript has 11 exons. Lineage: Eukaryota; Metazoa; Chordata; Actinopteri; Salmoniformes; Salmonidae. The record is from RefSeq and is a predicted model, not a curated record.
AAAGUGGCAAAGCAACAUGGGCCUGUAGUAAAUAUCAAAGGACAGAGAACCCAGCGUUCUAUCACAGGAAUAUGACGCCAAUGGCUAUAAUGUUGCAUUGUAGCCUACAAGAUUUUGUAUAAUGAACAAUGUUGCCACAAAUUAGAAAAUAAAUGCGUGUUUGGGCUACAUUGUGUCCAAUGAUAUCUGCCGCCAGGGGGAGUCGACUCUCAAGGACUUUAUUUCCCAAAUUCCAAUGAGAACCUGGAGCUAAAUCAGAGGUCCGACUAAAAACCUAAAUAAUUUGCAGACUACGUUAUUUCCCACUCACUUCCGUAGGUCUGGUUUAUUUGGUGUGAACGAAUACGGUGGGCUUUUUGGAAAGAUUCGGAUUAAUUUAUGUAAAACCUCAAAUCUUGAAACCAAACUAAAAGUCAAAGCUUUUCUUUAUUGACUGAAAGGUUACGCUGCGUGACGAAAAAACUCCAUCCUGUCCCGUUCCAAGGUCCCUCUGAUGACUGUUAUCUUGGCCUAAUGUCUGUCCGAGUGCCAUCCAUGAGUGUGCUGCCUCCUGUUCGAAGGGACCGCGUCAUUGCCCAGCUUCCUCAGUGUUACAGUAAGAAGGCUGCUGUGCAAACUAAAGAAGAGUUCAACUUCAAAGUGAAGACUGCCUGCCAGGAGCAACGCACUGGCACAGUAGGGUUUAAAAUCGCUAAGGUCAUAGUGGUUGGUGACCUGGCCGUGGGAAAAACCUGUCUGAUUAAUAGGUUUUGCAAGGAUGCAUUUGACAAGAACUACAAGGCGACCAUUGGUGUUGACUUUGAGGUGGAGCGGUUUGAAGUGUUGGGGGUGCCUUUCAGCUUACAGUUAUGGGACACUGCAGGGCAGGAGAGGUUCAAGUGUAUUGCCUCCACAUACUACAGGGGAGCUCAGACGAUUAUUAUUGUGUUUGAUGUAAAUGAUGUGGCAUCUUUGGGCCAUGCAAGGCAGUGGCUUGAAGAUGCCUUGAAGGAGAAUGAUCCUACCAAUGUCCAGCUUUUCCUGGUGGGCACAAAGAAAGACCUGAGUUCUCCUGCUCAGUACUCUCAAAUUGAACAGGAUGCCAUCAAACUGGCUGAGGAAAUCAAAGCAGAGUAUUGGGCCUUGUCAUCAUUGACUGGGGAAAAUGUGAGGGAGUUUUUCUUCCGUGUUGCAUCGUUGGCAUUUGAGGUCAAUGUUCUGGCAGAGAUAGAGAAGAGUGGAUCAAGACACAUUGGGGACGUUAUCAAAAUUAACAGUAAUUCAAACAAUCUGUAUGCAACAUCAAAGAAGAAACAGUCAAACUGUUGUCAAUGAAGACAAAACACAUGACUACUACAGUAAAAAGGUACCAAAGCAAAAAGCAUAAUUUCUUCAGAAGAGAAACUGAGAACCCAUGACCACUCCCAGAGACAUGGAAUUUGCAGUGAGGCAGGACAGAGACUUUUGCCUUCACAGACAUUUGAUUUUAAUUUCUGCUGGCCCGGAAAGAACAGCUUUGUGGUUGGAUGUGGAUUCCUGUGGUGCUUGGCUUAUUUUUGACUAUCCAGAGUUUCGGAUAGAAUUUCCUCUGUGUCAUUGUACUCCAUACUGUACAAUUCCAGUUUUUGAGUCCUGACAGAUUGUGAUGGAGGUACUGCUUUAAUAGCUAUGGAGUAUGGACAAUCAUGCAUGUCUUCAAAUAGCCAAUAUGGAUAUUUUUAAGACACUCCACCAUUAGAUUGUUUACAGCGUUGUUUUGUUUAGUGUUGUUUCCAUGCGACAUGUUUUUUGCACAAUUUGUAACUAUUGCAUAGAUUAAAACUCAUGACUCCUUCCUGGGAUGUUAUAUUAUGCUAGCUAAGGAGUAUGAUUACAUAGUCCUAUUUUUAACAGCACAACUGCAUUCAUACAGUAUGAGAGAUGUGUAUUAGUCAGAUGUACCUCGCCUACGCUAGAUAGAUACAAUAAUAUAACUGAGAAUUAUUGAUUUAUAAUGAUGUGCGAUAUUUGAAUGACUGAUCUUAUAUUAUCCCUCUAGUUGAAUACCAUAAUCAGAGUGAAAAGUGCAUACAUAUGUCUAGUUUUCCUUUUAGACAAAGAUUAUUUAAGUAAUUUUUCUAAUGUUUAAUUGCAGGUGCAAGUUUUAGCUCUAUAAAGAUACUGUAUAUCAAAAAUGACUAAACUUAGCUCAAAAUAUAGAUGUAAGCUUUACAAUCACUGCUCUGUAUCAAAUCAAACAACUGUUUACUGGUAAUAAGACUUUAUAAUUAUAAAACAAAUCAUUCUAGGUUAUUAUUGAAAGUUCUAUAUAGGAUGAAUCACUAAUCUGUUAUUAAAUUAUGCUUAAUAACUGUUUGUCAUAUUAGCCUGGGCCUCUUAAUAUAAAACAAUUAUACAUACAGUUGAUAGUGAAAGUCUACACACCCCUUGUACAGUCUUCAAAUUUUGCUGCCUUAAAAUUAAAUAAAUAUGUAAUGGAA